AUGUGUAUCAAAGUCGUCGACUAUGGAAAAUGCACCGAAUGCCCCGACCGAGUUAAGUGGAAAACUCCGGCAAAGCUCACUCAGUGCCAGUUGAGCAAGGACAGAAAGCCGUGCCAGACAAUCGAGCAACCUCGAGACAACCCUGUUACUUGCGACGAAUGCCAAGACAAGAAAACAGACGGAGCAUAUGAAUAUGGAUCAACGCCUCUCCCCAACCCUUCCCAGUGA
Fusarium verticillioides 7600 is the source of this 228-nucleotide messenger RNA. RefSeq lists its product as hypothetical. The transcript has a single exon. NCBI's taxonomy places the organism in Eukaryota, Fungi, Ascomycota, Sordariomycetes, Hypocreales, Nectriaceae. Bases 1 to 228 code for a protein of 75 amino acids. The record is from RefSeq and is a predicted model, not a curated record.